This is a messenger RNA of Umbelopsis ramanniana AG, 2888 nucleotides long. RefSeq lists its product as uncharacterized. The transcript has 10 exons. The coding region runs from base 34 to 2664 and encodes 876 amino acids. NCBI's taxonomy places the organism in Eukaryota, Fungi, Mucoromycota, Umbelopsidomycetes, Umbelopsidales, Umbelopsidaceae. Gene Ontology annotation, molecular function: metalloendopeptidase activity. The record is from RefSeq and is a predicted model, not a curated record. Gene Ontology annotation, biological process: proteolysis.
CGAAAAGCACAAAGCUCUCCUUUUCAGCCCUUGAUGCACUUUCAUUACAUUGUUGUCCUCGUGGCAACGCUGUGCUGUCUAUGUGAAGCUCACAGCAUCAAUAAUAAGCGAUUGCUAGUACUGGAAUCGCUCCAGCCAAAAUCCCUUCAGAUUGUGCCAAGGGAUUUUUAUAAACGAGACACAACUCCCAAUCCACAUCGUAGCGCUAAAAUUCAUGAAUUACGACAUGACGACUCUAUACGACUCCAAUUUUCUGCGUUUGGCACUACUUUCAAUCUGCAUAUGAUACCCAACUUGGAUUUAUUCCAUCCCAAUGCCGUUUUCCACUUGGAAAGUUCAGGUUCACAAAGUUUGAAGCACGAAGAUUACAGAAUUUACCGUGGUGUAGUCGUUGAUACCGCAUAUUCGGAUGCUAGAUGGACCGAAGAACAGACCGGAGUAUGGCGGGAUCGGUACUCGCUUGAUACGGACAACAGCUUAGGCGUGCUUGGAUGGGCACGAAUCGUCGUCCGACAUGACCUUGGACAUCUGAGCUCCGAUCCCAUCUUUGAAGGCUCUUUCUCAGUCAAUGGCGACAUCCAUCAUGUUAAACUGUCAUCUACGUACAAAAUGACCAAACGCUCAGAUGAUGUAGAUUUUAUUGAACCAAAUGGAACCGACGAUCUAUCUAGAAUGGUCAUUUAUCGUGACUCAGACACAGAAGAUGUGGAUGACUUGAAUGAACCCUCCGGUUCAUCUCAACUGGAGUGCGGAAUGGAUACCUUAUUAUUCAACCAGCGUAAAAGUAGCUUUUCCAACCAUUUUAGGCGAUCUCUGACACCACGAGACCACAAUCAGCUCUCUGGAUGGAACGAUUUUGCAGGAGUUUCCAAAUUUUCUUCGAGUGGAUACCUUGAUAAUUUUCCGGGCAUUGGAUUAGAUCUGACUGGUGACAUGUCACACUCAAAGCAUUCCAAUCCCUUUGUGAAAAGAGCUACCGGCUGUCCUACACAACGGAAAAUCAACUACAUGGGUGCUGCUGCGGAUUGUACGUAUGCUUCCUACUACAAGUCAACAUCUGCCGUCCGAACACAGAUCAUCAGUGAUUGGAAUCAAGCGUCGGCUGUCUAUGAGCGUAGUUUCAACGUCUCACUUGGCUUGAUCAAUAUCACUGUCAUGGAUACGGCAUGUCCCACAACGCCUGCCAAAAAUACAGCCUGGAACACAGCGUGUUCUAGUACAUAUACCAUCAGUGAUCGUUUGAGUGAUUUUUCAGAGUGGCGAGGCUCUCUUGGUAACGACGGUGCCGGAUUAUGGCAUUUAAUGACCCAGUGCAACACUGGUACGCAGGUGGGUAUUGCUUGGCUCCAGCAACUUUGCCAGUAUAAAGCGACUCAGCAAGCCCAGAGCGGUACAACGCAAUAUGUUUCUGGAACUGGUGUUUCCUCCAUCAUUCGCGACGAAUGGAAAGUCGUAGCACAUGAAAUUGGACAUGGUUUUGGCGCCAUUCAUGAUUGUACAUCGAGUACUUGUCCGUGUUCCGGUAGUAGCUGUGCCUGUUGUCCUCUCAGCUCGACCCAAUGCGACGCUGGUGGCACGUACAUUAUGAACCCUACUUCCAAUGUAUCGACAAAUGACUUCAGUCCAUGCUCCAUCACAACCAUCUGUACCAACUUCCCCGAGCUAGGCUCAUGUCUUCAAGAACCUGGAAGCAGAAAUGUGGAAACGACAAAUAUGUGCGGAAAUGGCAUUGUCGAGACAGGAGAACAAUGUGAUACGGCUGGCAAUGAUACCGCCUGCUGUGACGCCGCUACCUGUAAAUACAAAGCUGGUGCUGUUUGCGAUGACUACAACGACAUGUGCUGUAAUCAGUGCCAGCUUCGUCCAUCGACAUAUCAGUGCAGACCAUCGGUGUCUAACUGUGAUAUAGCAGAGUAUUGUACUGGAAACUCAUCAAGCUGUCCAACAGAUGCUCAUGUAUCAGACGGCUCAUCUUGCGGUACCAACUUACAGUGUGCGUCCGGUCAAUGUACUUCAAGAGAUUUGCAGUGUCAACAGCGUGGAGGCACCACCAUGAAUGUAUCCGGAGCAUGCUCACUUGAUAGCGGCGACUGCCAGUUAUCGUGCGCAAGUCCUUCUGGCGGCUUGGGCUCUUGUCUACUUUUUACUGGCAAUUUUAUAGACGGUACUCCAUGUGGGGUUGGAGGUGCUUGUUCGAACGGUACAUGCUCCACUGCGAACUUCGGAUCCAACGCAUUAAAUUGGAUACAAACACAUCUUAGCAUUUUCAUCCCAGUUGUAUGUGUAGUAGGUAUACUACUUCUUUGCUGCCUUUUAUCAUGCUGCAGACGUCGACGCAUACAAGGCCGUUCCGCUGCCUACAUCGUAACUACGCCGCAACCGAUGUAUGUCCCACCGCCUCCUCCACCAGGCGUCCCUUAUGGCCAGUACGCAUCACCGUCGCCUCCUCCUCCUCCUCCAGCACAUCAUCAGUACAAUAAUUGGGUAGAUCCAUCUGCAUACAAUGGCCCCGCACCAGCGCCUUCACCUUCUCCUGUUGGAGGCCAAAGAUCGUCUCCUGCUCCAGACGGCUACGAGAUGACUCCCCCAGAACGAUGGAGAACACCGUCUCCUGCCCAUUUUGGCAGCAUGCGAACUCCCACACCCUACUCCAGAAUGGACUGAAAGGACUUUGUAAUGAAACCUCUUCAUCCUAUCCAAUCGUGUACCAUCAUACGUAGAUAUCAAAUUUUGUAUAUAAGAAAAGAAUGUAUUGGGAGGAACAUAUUCUGAAUCUGUACAUUGAGAUAACAUAGGAUACAUCUGUCGCUACAUCAAUUUUUCCAAUGCCAUUGUUAAAUUACGCAUAUCAUCACGAAUGUUUUGAGCAUACUUGACGACCUUCUCCU